This is a messenger RNA of Lachancea sp. 'fantastica', 894 nucleotides long. Lineage: Eukaryota; Fungi; Ascomycota; Saccharomycetes; Saccharomycetales; Saccharomycetaceae. The record is from the annotation of a GenBank genome assembly.
AUGAGCAAUCGUCAACUUACUCAUGAAUUUCAACUCGUGGAAGAUAUCCGUAUUCAUUACAUCACGGCCGGAAAUAUAGGCCGCUCAAAGAAGCCAAUUAUUUUACUUGCUGGUUUCCCACAAAGCUGGUAUGCGUGGCGCCACUUGAUAGCCAAAAUCGAGCAUUUAAAUCUCAUCGCCAUUGACCUACCAGGGCAAGGCGACUCCGAUAAACCUGCGGAUGGCUAUGACACCUUAACAGUGGCCAAAAUCGUCCAUGGAUUGAUUCAAAAACUAAAGAUAUCCCGGUAUUUUCUCGCUGCUCAUGAUGUGGGCGCGUGGGUUGCAUUCACGUACGCUUUGAUGUUCAGUGAGGAAGUCGAAGCAUUGGCUUUGCUGGACGCCGGAAUUCCAGGCGUCACACUCCCAAGCAUGGUUCCCACAAGCUCUGACAGCGCAUGGCGCACAUGGCACUUCCCGUUUUAUGCCGUUCCUGACCUGCCCGAACUUUUGAUUCGUGACAGAGAGCGUGUUUAUUUGGAAUGGUUCUUGAAGCGUAAGGCAGCUAAUCCAACAGUCUUCACUGAGGCUGACUUGGACGAAUACGAGCGCAUUUUGAUGCAGCCAGGGGCGUUACGUGGAGGUCUGGCUUACUAUCGAGCACGCGAGAAGUCCGCUCAACAAAAUAGAGAUCUACUCGAUGAGGGCAAGACUUUACCCCCUUUGCUUGCGGUUUCAUCAGACCAGGGAUCUAUUCCUAGCAUGGCCAAGUCUCUAGAGGCGUUUUCGAAGAGGAUAGUGGAUGUCACCAUUGAAGAUUGCGGUCAUUUCAUUGCUGAAGAAAAGCCUGAGCAGCUGGCCAGCGAACUGGAAGCCUUCUUUCGUAAAUUUAUCGAACGUACUUUCUACCAAUAA